This is a messenger RNA of Zea mays, 1604 nucleotides long. RefSeq lists its product as uncharacterized. NCBI's taxonomy places the organism in Eukaryota, Viridiplantae, Streptophyta, Magnoliopsida, Poales, Poaceae. Gene Ontology annotation, molecular function: damaged DNA binding. Gene Ontology annotation, biological process: base-excision repair; single strand break repair; double-strand break repair via nonhomologous end joining. The record is from RefSeq and is marked validated.
UAGUAAAAACUUAAGAAAAAGAGAACGAAGCCCCUGCUGCCAGCAGGACCCUGCGGGCGCGCUCCCGUAGGCCGAAUACCCCCGACUGGGCAAUCGCCGCCGCCGUUCUCUCCGUUGUCUGUCUCUCGGCAAGGCAGCAACUGUGCUACCGCCGCCGCGGUGCCCAGUUCUUCGCCGCGCCCUCGGCCCUUCGGCGGCAGCUAGCACCCAGCAGGAGACUGGUGCAGUUCGGUUUCCCAAUAAAAUGUCCGGUUCCAAGAGAAGCCUCCCCCCUUGGAUGAGUUUUUCUAAAGAUGGAGAGGACGAUUCACGCAAGAAGAAGCAUGCAGGCACCUCCCAAAAGGCCCAGAAAGGGCCCGAUUUCUCCAAACUUUUGGACGGGGUGGUGUUUGUGCUGUCAGGGUUCGUGAACCCGGAGAGGAGCACGCUUCGUUCACAAGCAUUGGACAUGGGAGCCGAAUAUCGAGCCGAUUGGACAUCAGACUGCACCCUUCUUGUUUGUGCAUUUGUCAACACCCCCAAGUUUCGACAGGUUCAGGCGGAUAAUGGAACCAUUAUCUCAAAGGACUGGAUCUUUGAGUCUCACAAGCAAAGAAAACUUGUGGACAUUGAACCUUUCCUUAUGCAUGCUGGAAAACCAUGGCGAAAAAAUAAGGAGCCCAUCAAAACUGAUCAAGAUGAGAAGGAAACAUGCAAAGAGCAUCAAAAACAAGUUCAACGAUCUCGUGUCAAGCCAUCCACCUCUGAUGCCAUGGAGGCAGGAAAUUUAGAAUCAGCAAACAAAUGUUUUUCUCCCUCAAAAAUAAAGCAAUGGGCCAUGGAUGAUUUGGCACAGACUAUGUCAUGGCUGGACAGCCAAGAAGAGAAGCCAGAGCCAAGUGAACUGAAGGCUAUAGCCUCUGAAGGGGUAAUCACUUGUCUUCAAGAUGCCAUAGAAUCCCUCGAGCAAGGCAAUGAUAUCAAGGGAGUUGCAGAGCAGUGGAGCUUCGUCCCCCAUGUUGUCAACGAGCUGUUAAAACUAGAUGGAGGCGGAAAAGGUGCGGCUCUGCCCAAAGAGCAGCUACGUCAACUAGCAGGCAAGUGCAAGAAGAUCUACCAGGCCGAGUUUGCUCGCACGGACAUGGGCGACAAGAACAAGGGUAGGCAUCAAAAUGACCCACAUGUGACCGAGCACCGCAGGAAGACCAAUACCAAAUCAGAGGAUGACCACUACGAUAGCGAUGCCACGAUAGAAAUGACGGAGGAAGAGAUUGAUUUCGCGUGCAGACGGCUCCCUGGGCUCUAUGCGGAUGAUACAUGAUACUAUCUAGUUGAGAUGUCAGGUGUGUGAGGAAGGCUCUGUUAGGUUGUUCCGGAUUGGGGCCCUGGAUUAAUUCCUAGCCGGAUUACUUCUCUAAUUUAUAUAGAUUUUGAUAAGCUGGAAUGAAUCAUGGCUCAUUCCGGUACCACCGAAGAGGCCCGAAGGGUACUUGAUGUCAGGUGUGUUGUUGUCGGUUGUUUGAUAGACGACGGGUAUGAUGUAGAUCUAUCGCAACGAGACAAGAUCCUCCCUGCUCACUUAACAAUACAGAAAGUGAAAAAACACCCUCCAGCAGUUCCUCUUU